Molecule: messenger RNA, 2027 nt
Organism: Pseudomyrmex gracilis
Lineage: Eukaryota; Metazoa; Arthropoda; Insecta; Hymenoptera; Formicidae
Gene: Rab5
Product: ras-related protein Rab-5C
Exons: 5
Coding region: 683-1327 (214 amino acids)
Molecular function (GO): GTPase activity; GTP binding
Source: RefSeq, a predicted model, not a curated record
CUCUCUCUCUAUCUCUCACAUACACACUCGCUCACUCACUCUUUUCCCCUCUCUUUCUGUCUGUCUCUCCCUCUCCUAACGGUGUGUCAAAGUUCCGACUGCUCGUUGUCGACGAAUCCGUCGUUCGUGUCCGUCGAUAUAGGUUACCGAAAAGGGAACCCGCGCUGGUGUGUUGUAAAACGACGUUUUUUUUCACGGCUGUUAACAUCUCCGGAUAGCCAUCGCGCAGCUCGUUCUCGCCGUAUGCAAACAACAACGAAGCGAGAGCGAGAGGAUCAUCAAAGUGCGAGUAUAAUUGUCCGAGAAUCGCGGGAUUGGUUCGAAGAAGAAGGAACCGAGAGAGAGAAGAGUGCUUCUGAGUUGCGUGCGUGUUUUGUGUACUACUCCUCCUCCGUUCGGGAGCUGUCAUAAAUGUACACGUUCUACGUAGAUUGCGCGAUCUAUGCUCGGUCAACGGGCCGAUCUAUCGAUGGCAAGUGCUGAUCGUGCUUGAACGCUUGCGGCGGUAAAUCGUCGACGUUUAUUCGUCACAUAAUCAUCAUCAUCACCACCACCGUCGCGCGGCGUUUUUUACGUUGCGCCCGUGUCGUCGGCGUCGUCGUCAUCGUCGACGUCUCCCGAGAAGCCAGCGCGGCGUAUCUAUCUAAACGGCGAAUCUUUCAACAAGAAGCAGGAACUGAUCAUGGCGAAUCGGGGUACGGCUCAAAGGCCAAAUGGAUCAACGCAAGGAAAAAUUUGUCAGUUUAAACUAGUUUUACUUGGUGAAUCGGCAGUUGGAAAGUCAAGCCUUGUUUUAAGGUUUGUCAAAGGACAGUUUCACGAAUAUCAAGAGAGUACAAUUGGCGCUGCAUUUUUAACACAAACUGUAUGCUUGGAUGACACAACGGUAAAAUUUGAAAUUUGGGAUACUGCAGGGCAAGAGCGUUAUCAUAGUCUUGCGCCCAUGUAUUAUCGUGGUGCACAGGCAGCCAUUGUUGUAUACGAUAUAACAAAUCAGGAUACUUUCUCACGUGCCCAAACAUGGGUAAAGGAAUUGCAACGUCAGGCGAGUCCAAGUAUAGUAAUAGCAUUAGCUGGAAAUAAGGCAGAUUUGGCAAAUAAAAGAGUGGUCGAAUAUGAUGAAGCUCAAACGUAUGCAGAUGAAAAUGGCCUUCUUUUCAUGGAAACAUCAGCUAAAACAGCAAUGAACGUUAACGACAUAUUUCUUGCAAUUGCUAAAAAGCUUCCAAAAAAUGAACAGUCAGGAAGCGCAAGUACAAGCGGUCAAGGUCGUCGACUAGUCGAAUCAGAUGGACAAAAGGCAGCAACCGGCAAUUGCUGCAAGUGAUUAUCUAAAUCCGUAUGUGUCUCACAAUAUUCGUAUGUCUAUUUUUACAUUAUUUGAAUACAUGCUGUCUUUAAAAUAUUAAUCGAAUUAACGAGAGAUAUUAUUUCACUAAUGAAAAGUCAGAAACAUUUGAUACGCCUAAUGAGAAUACAUUACAAAUCAAACACACGUUCAGUGUAACAACAUUGUUCACAUAUUUUUAUAACACUACUAGAAUAUAUAGUGAAACAAAAACGCGAUCAAAAAACAAACGGAGAAAUAUCAUUUUGAUAUGUCAUAGAAUAGAUAAUUGCACUUUAAAAUGCUUUUAGCAGAUUCUUUUCUUUGUAUCAUGAUUUGGGAAUAUAUUUCGAGUAGUAGUUUUUGCAGUUUAUAUCAUAGAAUAUAUUAUAUAUUUCUUGUUAUGUUUAACAUUUUUUAUAUUCUCAACUUUUACUUUCUGUUUCAUCUGUUUAUAUUUAUUGGAACAAUGUAAACAGAAAAGUGGAUAAGAAGACAAAAUAUUGCGGAUUAUGUGAAAAUAAGAAUUCAUUAAUAUAGUAUCAAUAUUAGCUUGUAAUUGGUUUUGCACGAGCAAAAAAGUGAACAAUGAGAUGUGUUGACAUGCAAUAAUAACGAAAACAAAUAUCAGAUUUAUCAUCUACACAAAUAAAUGUAAUUUAUAAAUAUUACUAAAUAAUUAUCAACAAUAUCUCUCUGA